Messenger RNA from Brettanomyces bruxellensis, 885 nucleotides. RefSeq lists its product as uncharacterized. The transcript has a single exon. Gene Ontology annotation, biological process: cytochrome c-heme linkage. Gene Ontology annotation, molecular function: holocytochrome-c synthase activity. The record is from RefSeq and is a predicted model, not a curated record. Bases 1 to 885 code for a protein of 294 amino acids. Lineage: Eukaryota; Fungi; Ascomycota; Pichiomycetes; Pichiales; Pichiaceae. Gene Ontology annotation, cellular component: mitochondrion.
AUGGUCACAGAAAAUUCCAAGAAGGAAGAAAGCAAUACAUUUUCAUGGCGUAGUCUCUUUUGGGCCGAACCAACACGAAGUACGGUGCAUAAAAAAUCCAAUAAAGAGGACGAAUACUCGGCGAAAUCUGCAAUAAGUUGUCCUGUUGUUGGCACAUCUGAUAAUGAGGCAGUUUGUCCAAUGGGAUACGGAAAGCAAGGCUCUAACGGGGGUACGGAUGCCAUGGAAUGCCCGGUGAGCGAAGAGGCACGUAACGUGUGGCUGGCAGCGGGAAGAAAAGCAGCGAAAAGAAGAGCUGUGAAAACAAAUGAAGAAUGCUCAUCGGACAGUUUGAGUGACAUGGAAAACCCAGCAUUAGGGCCAAACGAGGUGCCUUUGAAUACCGAUCUGUCGAAUAAGAGGGAAAUUUCGUCGAUCCCACGGACGGGCAAGGAUGAAAAUUGGGUUUAUCCCUCUCAACAGCAGUUUUUCCGUGCCAUGAAGAGAAAACAAUGGGAACCAGAGGCCCAGGACAUGAAGGCAGUUGUUCCGCUUCAUAAUAUGGUUAAUGAGGUUGCCUGGAACUACAUAAAAUUCUGGGAACAGGGCCAGGGUGGCGAAAAGUGCGGCGGAAUCAAGUUGACGUCGUUUAAAGGAAAUUCGCAUAAGCUAACUCCACGCGCAUUUUUGGGACAUUAUAUUUUCGGCAAGGACUUGCCAUUCGACCGCCACGACUGGACCAUAGACAGGUGUGGCAAAAGAGUGGAUUACGUGAUCGAUUUCUACUCCAAAAUGCCUGACAAGGACUCAUCCAGCACAGAGCCUACAUUCUAUCUAGAUGUGAGGCCAAAGCUCAAUACAUUUGAAGGUGUGAGGCUCCGGGUUGUCAAGGCAUUCGAGAACUGA